UGGUUUUCUCCUUUCACCAUGGCAGCCACAUCAGAACCGACUCCAACCAUCCGAACCCCCCCUCCGUUCUACAUGACCGCUUGGGAUGCAUCAUUCCCGACGACAACCUUCACGCCUCCCCCAGAUUGUUCUACACGUCUAUUCACGAUAUACCAUAUGACCUGCGAGGAUGAAUGGCCAAUCUGGGAUGCUACUUUCGAUGCCGCAGUCGCAACGUGUACACCUCCAGAGGCGCGUUCCUUGCUGUCCUCUUUCACUUCAGAGAGCCUAGGGGCUAUAAAGCCUUUGCCCCGGUCAAAGUCUUCUGUCAUCAUGGAUACAAAAUUAUAGGGAUCCGAACAGCAAACCUCACCAACAUAUUUAGCACAGCCAUAUCAGCAUGGUGGACUCUUGAUCCGAGACCCGAUCGCGAUUCUACCUUUAUCAUCUCGACCAAUACCCGCGUCGGAAUCCCCUAUACAACCGCAUACUGCUGUCCACCGGGUUUCGCUGCCGGACCGUGGGGAACAGAAUACUUCCGAUGUUCCUCAUACCUUACGCACAAGACAAAAAUGAUAUCGGAGUCUGCCCCUACUAGUCGCGCGACAGUGAAUGUCAAGCCGACGUUGUGGGUACACGAUCGGGAUAUUCUAUAUCGUGGCAUGCGCGCGAACUGUCGACCUUCACCCCAAUUCCUAGGAGUUUGAUGGGUAAUUUACCUAAUUUCUCCCGCACUCAUGCAUAUGGCACUCGCAGCAUGUGGAGACCUUGCCCUUUGAAUCGACUUCGGGCAUCACAGGACAUCGAUGAGGAUCACAUAGACCGCUCAAAUCGUAAAGGACUCAUCGGUGGGGUUACUGGAGGGGUUGGUGGACUGAUUUUCUGUAUCAUUCUGGUUUG
Molecule: messenger RNA, 879 nt
Organism: Eremomyces bilateralis CBS 781.70
Lineage: Eukaryota; Fungi; Ascomycota; Dothideomycetes; Eremomycetales; Eremomycetaceae
Exons: 2
Coding region: 174-686 (170 amino acids)
Source: RefSeq, a predicted model, not a curated record